AUGCUCUCCAUCUCAACAUGUACACGUCCCAAGUUGGCGAUCUGCAGGUUUAUUCAUCCAUCUGAUCUCCAAUGGGAUAAAGGCCGCAUCAACCCCGAAAAGUCUGCUUAUAAUGAUACCAAAUGCGAAAAAUCGAAGGCCAAACCGAAACACAAACCAAAAGCGUCAUCGACAAGUCCUUUACAACGAGGCCCUCGUUCAUCGCCGCUCGUGCCGCAGUCUGACUUGUUCAGGCGAAAUCAUGAGGAGCUCGAUAGAGAGCGUGGUCGCGACCGUGAAGUAAAACCUAUUCAGCGUGACCGCCGUGACAGGGACUUCGAUUCCUGGGAGCGUUAUGUUCGUGAGCGCGAUCGCUCCAGGGAUGUCCGCAGGUCUUCCCGGGAGAGGGCUGACGAAGAGAGGGUAUCAUAUCCUUCAAAGCGAUCUAAGAAAACCGAGGGGCAUGGAAUCCGGUCCUCAGUUAUGGAUUCAGGUGACAAUCUCGAAAGCGGUACUCGCCACGGCAAAGACCGUCUAGAUGUUUCUCAGAUGACGCCAGGAAAUCCGUUUUUUCAAUCAAAAGAUGACAAAAAGAGGUCUAUCGACAUCGUUGGCGAGUUCUCUAGUCGUCUUGCAAAGCUGUGCAGCCAGCUGGUUCAGGAUUCAUGUCAGCUUGAUAAAGAAGAAGACAAAUUGAAGGCAUUUACAGAGUUGUCUACCGAACUUUCUAAAGCUGCGCCAUCGACUGCGAUGGCGGUGACUCCUGCUUUGGCAGCCGUUAUAACAAGUCACGCGAAAUCCAAAGAGCGCGUGGCAGCGCGCGUUAGAGAACUAGAUUCUCUGUGGGAGAGCCUGCUCUCAAAUGUUGUGACGACCAUUGUCAGAACGACAGAUAUCAACUUGGAGCGCGCCAUCGUAUUGUUGCAUAAAGAAACGGAUACGGUUCUGCACCCAUAUUUCCGAUCUCACAGCCCGCUCUUGCUUAAACGGAAGGCACAGGACCAAUCCUGGGGGGAGCUGAGCGAGCUAUUAGAGUUGAAGAAUACUUCAGUCGGCGAUGAUAGAGAGAAUGGAGCAACUGCUGCUGAACAUGGGUCCAAGGCAUUGUCACGAUCGCCAGAUUUGAAACGCCGUCGGGUGGAAUCAUCUUCGCCGACAGCCUUUCCCGUAAAGGAAGAAAACGUUGACUAUAGAGGUUUGCUGGAGACGAUGAAGUCGUCCUUGGCUAUGCAGACGCGAACAUUAGAACUGCUUGCCAAGGAAAAACAACUGCUGAAACAAACUUCUCAGGAUGGCUCACAUGAGGCAGAAUAUCGUGUGACAUCGAUCACAUCCGCCCAUCGAAAUUCUUCCGCUGAACGACGUACCACCGCGAUGGAGAUGAAAAACGCCUUUGUGUGCAACCUUUGGACUUUUGAAAGUGAAAGUGAUGGUGAUAUGGUGAGGUUGCACGAGUCACGUGUGGCGCGUACAUGGACGUUUGUGUUGGUUGUGCAUGUCGUGAACAGCCAACAGCCUGGCAACUUUGGUCGAUUAUCACUCAACUAUAUUCAAGGCCUUGAACGAUUUUUACUUUUCCGCCGUACUGAAUGUCUUACGGCUCUCCAUUUAACGUCCAUAAAUAUUGCAACAAUCGUGGACAAUUUGAUGAAUACCGACAACACCAACUCCCCUGCUUCCACUGACAGUGAUGCUGUCAAUUGCUCAACUGCGAGAGUCUACUUCGGUCCAGUGCAAUCACCGGAGAAGAGACUCAUCGCUAGCGAGGUCACGCGAAGACGUACACUCAAUAUUGAUACCGUCGACUCUCUCCUUCGUCCAUUGGGACUGCCUGCUCUCCUCGCCCCUCCAUCGCCACAAGAAAUCACGCGCGCACCGGAUGAAGGUGACGAACGAAGCGACGAAGAUGCAGAUGAGAUCUUUGAUGUGGCUGCUCAUCUAUCUCGUGAAGACACACCUGAGAAUGAUUCCUUGGGCCAGAACGAACCAUCCUCCGUUCUUGCAAGUCGAAUUAUGCGGGCUUGCGAUAAUCCUUCCCCUCCUCCGCGGGCUCAUCCCACCAUUUACUUUGGUCUUGUGAUGAGGGAUGGACGCACACCAUUUCCAGAUAUAUCUGCACCCCCUAGCCCGUUUCGCCCCAUAAAUUUGCGUGAGAGACUGAGCCAGUUCUCCGCGACAGAACGUGCUUUGUCGCCUGAACCACCUCAGCGUCAGGCUUUCUAUGAUCAGAAUUCGCCUCCACAGGAUUCUGCAGGUAACAUCUCCCAGCCCGAUCUCAUCUCAUUCGAAUCUUGCUCCACUCUAGUCAAGACUACGGAAUCUUCUGCAGAAGGAUGUCCCCGUGGCUCUCCAAUUCAAACUUUAUCUUCCAGUGUAGAUGAUCUCCCCUCACAAUCCCCAGAGCAUCCUUCUGUCAUACCUACCCCUCCUCGUGUAGACGGCGUAGAACAGUCUAGUUCCUUGGACAGCCCAGAUAAGCUUCCUCAGGGGUGUGCACCGGCUGACCCGGAGUCCAGACCACCAUACCCCAGUUUUCCUCCGCCGUUAGUCGCCACCUCCGGCGCAGCGGAUAUUACUAAGGAAUAUGCAAGAUCACCCGUGCGACGAUCAGCACGCCUUAGUGGGACUCCACGCCCCAGCCAAACCACCCACGCACAGCAACCUUCGGAAACGCCGAAAAUCAAAGGAAAAUUAAAGGCGACAAUACUCGCGCCCGAGGGGGAAGUUCCCUUGAUGCGGGAUGAGCAAACUGUUGAACACGGCGACGCAGAUCCUUACCCUGAUAUUCAAAGAUUGGUAGAGGAAAAAGAGAGACGACGAUCACGAAGACGGGGAUUGAACGGGAAACACGACACCCCCAAUUUGCAAAGAGAAUUGGGGUCCCUUUCUCCUCAGUCCGCGGAUGUCUUAACGCGUUUGUUGCCGUCCGAGCGAUCUACGCCACUCCAAGAGGGACAGUAUUCGCUACCACAACAUGAACUUUCUUUCGUAUCUUUGGACCCUCCACUGUUGACACCACAGAGGCCAAAGUCAAAUUUUCAGCAACCAAAUUCUCCCCUGGCCACAGUACAGCGGCCACUUGUUGUUGCUCCGACGCCUAUUCGUCCGAAUGGGAGUAUAGGUUCUUCUCGUCUCAAGUUUUCCUUGACCGUCGACGAUGCGUCUCGCACACCAGCGAGGAGGGUGCCCAUUCAAGAUGCCUUCGUGCAGGGCUCUGCAUCCUCACAGAACACAAUGCUGUUGUCCGCGAAACGUGAUGCGUCAACACAGUUUGUGGGCAUGCGUGGACCCGUCUUUUCGCGCCCUGCGUUGGACAAUCCAUCGCGUAGCCCCGCUAAGCGUAUUCUAAUCACAGAUCUCAACAGUCCUGUGCGCUCACCAACUCGACCAACAGGUGCGAGGGCCCGAAGCGCCUCAACGGAGCCGAAACCCAUUGCCUUUCAGCCUCUACGAAGUCAUUCUGUUGAUCCAUCACCCCGUGCCGCUGACGGCAAAGGCAAAGAGCCUAUAUUCCUUAAAUUUUCUUCCAAGCCGAAAUCUGGCACCAAACUGCCGUUCCCUCUUGUGGCUGGGCAGAAGGCAGGAACGGAUUUCCCGCACUCCAUCCCUGAAGAGGCGGAAGGAUCUGAGGCUGUCGGAGAAGAUUUGGUUGCCAAUCAGGCCGCAUCAUCGUCCAGCCUUGUGAAAUCUGGCUUCAAACAGCCCUCUAUUGGUAGUCGCAUACCACGAAUUGGCGCCAAGCCUUAUGCUAGACCACAGCCAAAGAAACCGAUUUCGUCUACAGCUACGAAGUUGCCUGCCUUUGGUACUGGACCGCGUACCCCAUUUUUCAAAUCGGCUCCUGCUGGCAAUGGCAGUAGCAGUUCCGAAGAGUCGUCUGUCAUCGCCCCCCCACCAAAUCGAAAAUUCGAUGGGAAAUCUGUAGCAGAGCCAUCAGUGCUCUCGACACUGAAGCGGAAGCGUGGCGUAGAAGAGACUGUCAUAUCUCCCCCUACUCACCCUGUGAUGGUUCGCCAGGUUGUCCCCGGAAUGCUUGGGGGAAAGUAUGCCCCCAAACUAGCACCUGAACUCCUACCGACAGCUCCUUCUCUACCAGAGCCGAGUCCUCGGAAGCCGCCUGGCCCUAUGAAGUUUCGCAAAGUUGAGCCCGGAGUCAUAUCAGCACGUUAUGCAGCACCCUCUAAACCGACUGCAUAUGACUCUCCAGUUGCCGACGACCGCAGCAGCAGCCCGCAGAUCGUGGUCGUGUCUGAGGCACCAAUCACCCGAUCAUCUUCACCUCCCAACUCCACCUCCACACCUAUUCUACCAGAACCUGAACUCGCGAAGCCCUCAAACGAUGUUGUUGAGCCCAAAGAAACAGCGGAAACAUCUUCACACCGGCCACCAGAGAACCGAGGUCGGGGCCGUCGAACGUCUCGACGCAAGCAUGCAGCGCAGCAUGCCAACGACGUUUUUGGUCCCUCCACAUCAACACAACCUCUCCAGCUUCGACGUUCGCGGCGCUCUGAGGGCGACGGCUUCAUGGGGAUGAGCGCAGUUGCCCUCCAAGCCCUCACUACUUCCAACACCACAAAGAACCAGGAAGUUUUCGCGAAGCUGGAAAGGGAAGUAAUUCGCAAGGAGGGCACAAGGCCAGAGAGUCCCGCAGUCAAAGUUCGGACGAUAUCACAAAAGCAGAGAGAGAUGAGGGAUCGCCAACGACUUGAACGAGCUGAGCGGAGGGCGAGGCGGAGUGAAGACGGGCCUGGAUUGAGUGAUUGUGAAGGUGCUAGCGAACUGGGUGAUCAAUCCAUCCUCGGAUUUGAUAGGGAGCAUGAUGAAAAUGAUGAGGUGGUCUGGACGAAGCAUCGUAGAGGACCAGGAGAAGUGGAGGAUUACGAGACGCCAGUUAGGUCUGACCAGCUGACCAAACGUUUGCGAUUUGGGGGAGGCCCUCAGCAGGAGGAGGAAAGAGAGCGCAAACGGGUGAAGUGGCACCAUGGGUUAUCCACGGAAAUUUAUCUGGAUGAGAUCCAUCCUCGACCUACCUCAUGGACCAAGGACUUUGUCAUCGAGAAAGGCUGCUUAGCCCGACGUCCAAGAAUCUUCGUUUAG
Messenger RNA from Suillus subaureus, 5076 nucleotides. RefSeq lists its product as uncharacterized. The record is from RefSeq and is a predicted model, not a curated record. The coding region runs from base 1 to 5076 and encodes 1691 amino acids. The transcript is spliced from 8 exons. Lineage: Eukaryota; Fungi; Basidiomycota; Agaricomycetes; Boletales; Suillaceae.